Molecule: messenger RNA, 1856 nt
Organism: Bursaphelenchus xylophilus (pine wood nematode)
Lineage: Eukaryota; Metazoa; Nematoda; Chromadorea; Rhabditida; Aphelenchoididae
Source: the annotation of a GenBank genome assembly
AUGGCGCCAUAUACCGUCCACAAAUCGCUCGAUCAAGGCCUUUACUUCCUUGAUGGGCAACGAAAGACCAUCGAAAAGCCAAAAUAUUCCCGAGAAUUUGACGUUUUUGAGCCGAGAAUUGGCAAAGUUGUGGCCAAAUGCCCAAUUGCACCCAAGGAGCUUGUGGAUCGCGUCUGUACUGAUGCCAAGAAAGCGCAACCUGCCUGGGGCAAAAUCGUUCCGAUGGAGAGGGCCAAGGUUUUGCUCAAAGUCGCUGAUAUUAUUAGAGUAAAAACUUUUUUAUUAUAAUUUGUUAGUAGCUGUAAAAAAUAUAUGUUUUUCCACGGUAAGCAAAAAAAGGCUUCAAAAAUCGAAAAAAAUUAAGUGUGCAGAAUUUGCAUCAAACUGGAAUUUUGCUUCAGGAAAAUGUAGACGAAUUGGCCGUCUGGGAAUCAAAAACGAACGGAAAAUCGGUGAAUGAAGCAAGAGAAGACAUCCUGUCAAGUGCCGACACCUUCAUGUUUUACGGUGGAAUCGCUCCAGCUGUUUUGAAAGGUAUCUCUUGUUUUCGUUUUUUGAACGAUUUUCAUUUGACAAAAAAAUUUGCUGGGCCUGAAAAACAACGACGAAAAAUUUCCAGGAGAUCACUUCGAACUGCCGGACGAUCGUUUCUGCUACACACGAUGUGAGCCGUUCGGCGUGGUCGGCUGCAUUGGCGCCUGGAAUUACCCCUUCCAAACGUGUGUUUGGAAGGUUGCGCCAGCCUUGGCGGCCGGAAAUGCCGUCGUUUAUAAGCCUUCCCCGUUCGCGCCUGGCAGUCCGGUCGCAUUGGGGGAGGUUUUGAAAGCCGCUGGAUUGCCGGACGGAGUUUAUAACGUGGUUCAGGUGAGUUGACAAGCCUAUUUCUAUUGUAAAAAACAAGAAUUUCACAAAAAGAAUUGUGUUUGCCGUGCCAAAUUUUCAAAGAUACUUUUAAUAACGUUGCUGUCCGAAAAGAAUUUUGUCCAUAUUUUAAAAAUUUUUGGCCAAGUCGAAGGGAUUUUGGCCAGGUCAAUUUUUUUUAAGUUGGCCAUAUUUUGCAAGAGUUGGCCACAUUUUUUCAACAUGGCCAUAUUUUGUAAGAGUUGGCCACAUUUUUUCAAUUUGGCCAACGUUUUUUAACUUGGCCAUAUUUUGUAAGAAUUGGUCGCAUUUUUUCAACUUGACCACAUUUUUUUGACUAGACCAAAAAAUGAUGACACAUGGCCAAUGUUUUUAUCUUGUCCAAAUUUUUCAAUUUUGCUAUAUUUUAUAAGAUUUGACCGGCGUUCUGUACAAAAGUAAGCGUUUUUGGCUAAAUUUUGGUCAAUUUUGCAUAGAAACCUUUUUUCGAAAUAUAAAUAUUUCUUUUCUCGACCACCAACCCGAAUCUUUAGGGCGAUGCCGAGACGGGUGAAGCCCUAUGCCAAAAUGAGGACAUCCGCCGCGUCUCUUUCACCGGCUCCGUGGAAACCGGCAAGGCGAUUCAGCGCAAUUGCGCGCUCAAAAACAUCAAACCAGUGACGUUGGAGUUGGGCGGCAAAAGUGCGUUCAUUGUUUUUGAGGACGCGGACAUAAAUGAGGCCGUGAAUGCCGCAAUUCUGGCCAAUUUUUUGAACCAAGGCGAGGUUUGUACGAAUGCUACACGCGUCUUCGUCCAAGAAUCAAUCGUUGACGAGUUUGUUGAGAAAUUGAAAAAAGAAUGCGACAAGGUCAAGGUGGGGGAUCCACUGAAAGGGGAGAAUAAUGUGGGCGCCAUGAUCAACGAGGGCCAUUUGAACAAGGUUUUGGGGUUUGUGGAGAGCGCUGUGAAAGAGGCAAGUUACGAAUUUGCAACUCUCAAUCUUCCAUUCAAAUAG